Messenger RNA from Cyanidioschyzon merolae strain 10D, 2250 nucleotides. Its product is annotated as ATP-binding cassette, sub-family B. Gene Ontology annotation, biological process: transmembrane transport. The record is from RefSeq and is a predicted model, not a curated record. NCBI's taxonomy places the organism in Eukaryota, Rhodophyta, Bangiophyceae, Cyanidiales, Cyanidiaceae. The transcript has a single exon. Gene Ontology annotation, cellular component: membrane. Gene Ontology annotation, molecular function: ATP hydrolysis activity; ABC-type transporter activity; ATP binding. The coding region runs from base 1 to 2250 and encodes 749 amino acids.
AUGGCUUUCGUGUUCGCUGUACCUCGCGUGACGUUACACAGAACCAGUCUGCCAAGGCGGUUUCCGGGUUGCGCGCCUCGAGCAAAGUGCACGCCGUACCAGCAGUUGCUGCGAAAACCGACCAAGGAGCCGCUGGCCCGCAGCUGGCGCUGUUCAGCAGCAAACGCCUCGAAACCGCCGACCGGGUCACCAGAGGUCUUCGAAAAGCUCUUCGUACCCGUGCAUGAUAUCGAUGAGUGUUGCAUUGACAGAAGGCUCUUGGAACCCUACAGUCUCCAGAAACAGUCUGCUUUUGACGCCGAAUACCGGACUGCGGAAGAGCUUUCGCUACCAGGCGCCCAGUCGACGUUCCGGGUAUUUCUGCGGUACUUACAAGCACUGUUUCGCCACGAACCUGAUCUGCCCCGCCGAUUUAUGAUUGCCCUGGUCCUUAUGGUGCUGUCGAAAGUGCUGCUAGUCUGUGUGCCGUUUCUAUUCAAGCGUGGUAUCGAUGCACUGAGCAGUGGGGCGGCAACCGGAGAGCGCUGGGCACUCAUUGCGAUUAUCCUCUUCUGCAUGCAUGGCAUGCUGCGAACGCUAGGCAACGUCCUGCAUGAGUUGCGGAGCAUUGUCUUCAUUCGUGCUGCGCAGCGCAUAGGUCGACAGAUCUCGCGUGCGACGUUCAAGCACCUCCUGGAGCUGGAUCAUUCGUUUCUGUUGACGGCCAAAGUCGGCCAGGUCACGGCUAUUGUGAAUCGUGGCACCCGCUCGGUGAUGACGCUUUUUCGAGCGCUCUUCUUGAGUUUUCUGCCGUCGAUGUUCGAGUUGUUGCUGGUGUGCGUGAUCAUGGCAACGCGGUUAAGCUGGAGUAUGAGCGCAGCCACGCUGGCCUUCUUUGUAUUUUACGUGCUCUUCACGCUGCGGGUGAAUCGAUCUUUCAUUCCUAUUCGGCGGCGCUUGAAUGACUUGGAUAAUGAGGCCAACGCCAAGGCCACUGACUCGCUGAUGAACUUUGAUACAGUGAAAUACUUUGACCGAGCUAAUUUUGAGACUGUCCGUUUCGACAAGGUUCUUGCUGCGUACGAGGAGUGUGCCGUACGCAACGAGGGCAUGUAUGCGCUCCUGAAUGCAGGGCAGGCGACGAUCUUCAACGUCGCCUAUGCUAUGAUCAAUGCUUUCGGCGCCUGGGGUGUUGUCCAGCAGGCGCUCACCGUCGGUGACCUCGUCAUGGCUGGAUCGCUGUUCCAGCAACUCAGCGUGCCGCUGCAGUUCCUCGGAUGGCAAACGCGGGAGCUCAAAGCCGCUCUUGUCGACUUGGAGAAUCUAUUCGAUUUGUUACGAAGGCGACCUACUGUCUGCGAUGCUGCUGACGCAGUCGAGCUGGAACUGCGUCAAGGCGGCGAGAUCCGCUUCGAGCGUGUGAGCUUCGCCUAUCCCGAACCGGUAACUGGUCAGCUGCGUCCUGUUUUAUCCGAUAUUAGUUUCCGAGUGCCACCGGGGAAGAAGACGGCUAUCGUCGGCGGAAGCGGCGGCGGCAAGUCGACCAUCCUACGUCUCCUGUACCGCCUAUACGAUGCAACAGAGGGCAAUAUCCUGAUUGAUGGUCAAUCGAUUCGCAAUAUUCGCCAGUCGUCGUUGCGGGCAGCGAUCGGGUUCAUUCCACAGGAGGCAGCUCUUUUUAACGACACGAUAUUUUACAACAUCGCCUACGGCAACGUAACCGCGAGCAAGACGGAGGUAGAGGAGGCCGCCCGCCUUGCCAAAAUUGACGAGACGAUUCGUGCGAUGCCCGACCAGUACGAUACGCUAGUCGGCGAGCGCGGCAUUCGCCUCAGCGGUGGUGAGAAACAACGGGUAGCAAUUGCACGAGCGAUCCUCCGGAACCCGCGGAUUCUCUGUUUGGAUGAAGCAACUUCGGCGCUUGACUCGAAAACCGAACGCGAGAUAACAGCUGCGUUGGAUGAGCUGGGCCAAAAUCGAACGGUUUUGGUCGUUGCUCAUCGACUCGCAACAAUCGUCAACGCCGAUGAGAUUCUGGUGCUACACCAAGGCCGUAUUGUGGAGCGAGGCACGCACACAGCGCUUCUCGCGCUGAAUGGGCACUAUGCAGAUAUGUGGCGACGACAGACGGAGCACGCUCUCGAUGACCAGGAUGCACCGACAAAUGGUAGUGUAUUCGCGCAUCCUGCACCAGCAACACCGGGGUUUGUCUCAGCUUUUGCCGUCGAUGCCGAAGAAGUGGAUGCCGUAUUGGAUGGGCAGCAUGCGUAA